AUGUCAAUUAAUGUUAUGAAGCAUUUUACUUUACUUUUAAUCGUAGCGUUGGUUUUGUUAACAUCUACAUCUACAUCUACAACUGAAAGUCAAACAAAUGUUACAUAUACAACUGAAAUUCAAACAAAUAUUACAUCUACAACUGAAAGUACUACAAAUAUUUCAUCUAUAACUGAAAGUCAAACAAAUAUUGCAUAUUCUAUUACCACUACAACUUCUAUUACACCACCUCCAACUGAUACUCAAUCAAAUAUUCCAGUACAAACAACAACCACUUCUAGCUUUAAUAAUUCUGUCUUGUCAUAUAGUGCAUACUCAACCGCCGAUUUAUACACUACAUCCACAAUAACUUAUCCAGGUUAUACUACAACUUAUUACGAAACUGAAGUUUAUAUUCCUCAAAAUUGCCUUUAUGUUUUGGAUUUGUUACUAUUUGAUUUUGCAUUAGAGGGUCUCAGUUUCUAA
This is a messenger RNA of Diversispora eburnea, 465 nucleotides long. Lineage: Eukaryota; Fungi; Glomeromycota; Glomeromycetes; Diversisporales; Diversisporaceae. The record is from the annotation of a GenBank genome assembly.